AUGGAUCCAAGCGUGACCUCAAAACCAGACCGUGGGCCCGAGUUGAUGGGAGUGUCAUGUUUUUUGACUAUUUUUGGAACCCUAUUUGUUGUCGCUCGAUUCUGGGCUCGAUAUGCCGCCGCCAGAGCAUUCGGAUGGGAUGACCUUUUCUUAUUUCUUGCAAUGCUUGCAGGUCUGGCGGGUCAAGGCCUAACGAUUGCUGGUGUUAAGUAUGGGAGUGGGAAACCGUUCUUGACACUCGAUAUUGCCGAUGUGGUUCAGUGCAUGAAAUUUUCAACUUUUGCGAUAUUAUGCAAUGGCCUUGCGAUGGCAUUUUUGAAAGUUGGAAUUGGCAGUUCGCUGCUUCGGCUCGAUCUGAGCAGGGUUUUCAAUUUUUGCGUUAUUGCGUGCAUUGCGAUCAGUCUAAUCGUUAACUUGACUGUUAUUCCUACCACUUUUGCGGGUUGCAAGCCAUUAGAGAAAACAUGGAAUAAGGAUCCAACACUCGCCGGGACUUGCUGGCCUCGAAAGGUCUCUCUUGUCAUGUCAUACCUCCAGACCACUGGCAAUAUUGUCACAGACGUUGCUUUCUCGAUUGGGCCCCUCGUAUACCUUUCCCAAGUUAGGGUUUCCCGAUACAAUAAAUGGGCGCUACGAGGCGUUUUUGUUAUCGCAAAAGCUACCGAGUUGCCCGCAAUUCUAAACACUAAGGAUCCGACAUAUGCGGCCGUGAAUUUGACAAUCUGGGUGAAAGCCGAGUUCAAUGCUGGUCUUUUCGCCGCAUCACUACCGCCUCUGAAAUCAACGUUCGAGAGAGUACUGAGGAAGUUCGGCGUCAUGAGUGGCCUCUCGACACCCUCAAAUACACGUUCAUAUGGAAAAGGAGCAUACUCUGGAAGAAAGAGGUACGGGGACCACAGCUCUCGCGGAAGACGCCAGACCUCACUAGCCUAUGGCUUUGGAGAUGAUGACGCCGAGGAGAGGACAGCAUAUGCUAUGAAAGAUGUUAGCCGAUCAUCACCAACCAACACUGGAAGCAUGGAUGAAGACCAAAAGCAGAUCUUGCCUGCAAAUGGGAGUGACGGCUAUAUAACAAGAACGACUGAAUACUCAGUGAGCCGUGCGACUUUGGCCUCGCGUAAUGACGCGUAG
Molecule: messenger RNA, 1131 nt
Organism: Histoplasma mississippiense
Lineage: Eukaryota; Fungi; Ascomycota; Eurotiomycetes; Onygenales; Ajellomycetaceae
Exons: 5
Coding region: 1-1131 (376 amino acids)
Source: RefSeq, a predicted model, not a curated record